UCGAUCUAUCAAAGCUCUGCUACUCCUAUUUGGUUUUGGAUGCAGAGAGCAAAGAUGCAGUGGUCUGCUAUUAUGCUAACUUAUGGGUUUCCUCUUGCUAUUAUCGGUAUGGCACUCAAGUACGCAGAACUCAAACCAGUUCCUUGCUUGAGUUACGCAGAUGCGGUGAAGCUUAGGGAGAGCUCUGCUACUCCUAUUUUAACGCAGGUUAGAAAUGAUGUGACGAGAUACCGUAAUGGAGAUGAACAGCAUUUGGAAGAAGCACUGAAACGGAUCUUUCAGUAUGGACUGGGCGGAGGAAUCCCAAGACGUAGUGCACCUAUCUUAACGAUGAUAAAGGAAGAGGUGUAUUUCUCGUUUGCUUACUUGCAUUUGACAUGGACAUUGACCGACCGAUGAAACUUAACUUACCCGGAUCAUCUUGCUAACUCUUUGAACUUUAUAAGAUCAUAGCAUGAGUAUUUGAUACAUUGUUUGUUUAUCAGUGUCUGCGUUUGGUUUUAAAAG
Messenger RNA from Brassica oleracea var. oleracea, 507 nucleotides. Its product is annotated as thylakoid membrane protein slr0575-like. The transcript is spliced from 4 exons. The coding region runs from base 40 to 399 and encodes 119 amino acids. Lineage: Eukaryota; Viridiplantae; Streptophyta; Magnoliopsida; Brassicales; Brassicaceae. The record is from RefSeq and is a predicted model, not a curated record.